This is a messenger RNA of Aspergillus wentii DTO 134E9, 1149 nucleotides long. RefSeq lists its product as uncharacterized. Gene Ontology annotation, biological process: regulation of transcription by RNA polymerase II. Gene Ontology annotation, molecular function: zinc ion binding; DNA-binding transcription activator activity, RNA polymerase II-specific. The transcript is spliced from 2 exons. Lineage: Eukaryota; Fungi; Ascomycota; Eurotiomycetes; Eurotiales; Aspergillaceae. The record is from RefSeq and is a predicted model, not a curated record. The coding region runs from base 1 to 1149 and encodes 382 amino acids.
AUGGCUCGUAGACAACAUCGCAAGUCCCGCAAUGGCUGCAUCGAAUGCAAGCGGCGUCAUGUUAAGUGUGACGAGAAGCGACCCAUCUGCUCCAACUGUACAGUCUCAGAAAGAACGUGCCAAUAUGCAGAUCCAGAUGCACCAUCUACUGUGUCCAGCGCACACGCAUCUCCCGCUCCGCCCGUCGCAAGGACAUCCGCCCAGGAUGUCCCCGAAGACGUGGAGCAUAAGUGCCCUCCAGUGAACAUGGAGCAUAUUGAGCUGUUCUACCAUCUAUCAACUCAAACCAUCCAUUCAUUACGCCUAGAACACGAGGGUCUCGACGUCUCAUUUUCCGAUAUCAUGAAAGAGCUGGUCUCCGCGCCGUAUCUCAUGAACGAACUGCUCGGCCUAUCCGCCAUGCAUCUCAGCACGCUGCAUCCGGAAAAACAAAAUCAUUACCGACACCAGGCAGCAGAGCUACAAAAUCACGGUCUAUCAAUAUUCAACCAAAUGAAGCCUGAAAUCAACGCCGAAACAUGUGUUCCCAUGUUCGUUUUUUCUGCGGUCCUUGGCCUGCAUGUCAUGUGCGAAACAUUUGUCUUUCGAGAGAUUGAAUUUGAACCAUUCAUGGACCGGUUCGUUCGCUAUCUCUCUUUGCAUCAAGGAGUUAGGGUGAUGACGAUUGGCACAUGGGAUUUGCUAAAGCAGAGUGCUCUACAGCCACUGUUAAAACAGGGGGAAGCUAUUCCAUCUGGUACUGAAUCCGGACAUACCUGCGCGAGACUUCUGGAUCUCAUCAAGGGAGCCUACCUAAGUCAUGAAUACAUGGAUAUUUACGAGAAGGCCAUAUCAGCUUUGCAGUCUGUCCUCAGCGCCGCGCAGUCAGAUCUGAACGGGAGGCCCAAUAUCAAUGCUAUUAUAACUUGGCCGGUGAUACUGCCUCCUGGGUACACCGAGCUAUUAAGAAAAAGAGAGCCGUACGCCCUCAUAAUUUUGGCUCAUUACGCCGCGCUUGUCCAUUCUCGCCGCGAUUUGUGGAUGUGUGGUGAUGGAGGGCAGUUUUUGAUCGAACUCAUCAGUCGACAUCUAGGGAGUGGAUGGUCCGACUGGCUGAUAUGGCCUAAUUUGGCUAUAGUUGACCCGGAAGGCGCCAUAGCAGGAGGUUGA